UCCUACCGACCAAACCCACCGGCUAUAGGCUCGUCGUUUCAUAUUCCUUUGAUAAAAAAUAUACUUUGAACUCUAUUUUCCAAUUGCCAUUAUUUUUCAUCUUCAAAUCAAAUUGGGCGACGAAAGCUCCAUAUUAUUAUCUUCCUAUACAUUGGAUCUCACUUUCAUUGAAUUUUGAAGAAUUUAUUGUAUGGCAAGUUAUUAUGUAACGGCGGUUCCGCCAACGGAUCUGAAUCGGAAUACUGAGUGGUUCACGUAUCCCGGUGUAUGGACGACCUACAUCCUAAUUCUAUUCUUCUCAUGGCUCGUUGUUCUCUCUGUAUUUGGUUGCUCUCCUGGCAUGGCUUGGACCAUCGUCCAUCUUUCUCAUUUUCUCGUCACAUAUCAAUGUUUUCACUGGAAGAAGGGAACACCAUUUGCUGAUGACCAAGGUAUCUACAAUAGGUUGACUUGGUGGGAGCAGAUAGAUAGUGGGAAGCAGCUUACACGCAAUAGGAAGUUUCUAACAGUUGUCCCUGUGGUGCUCUACUUGAUAGCCUCCCAUACAACUGAUUAUCAACACCCCAUGCUGUUCUUCAACACAAUCGCAGUUUUUGUACUGGUCGUUGCCAAAUUUCCCAAUAUGCACAAGGUUCGUAUUUUCGGGAUAAAUGCAGAUCAAUGAGCUUGGGUUCAACUGAAUACAUACCACAGAAAGAAGGGAAAAAAAGUACUAAUUGAUUUGCUUUUAAGCAUCAUGUGUAAAACUGGGAUGUCCCUGUACAGAUGCAAGAACUGGAAAGGGUAUAUCAUUAUUUUGUAAAAGAAAUCAACAUGUUCUCUCUUUGUGGAUAUUUUUUUCUUGUAAAAACUGUUUGUAUGAGAAUGCUGGAAUAUCGAUUGAGUUAUGAUAUUUUUCGUGUU
Solanum verrucosum is the source of this 903-nucleotide messenger RNA. RefSeq lists its product as uncharacterized. Lineage: Eukaryota; Viridiplantae; Streptophyta; Magnoliopsida; Solanales; Solanaceae. The transcript is spliced from 3 exons. Gene Ontology annotation, cellular component: endoplasmic reticulum membrane. Bases 191 to 664 code for a protein of 157 amino acids. The record is from RefSeq and is a predicted model, not a curated record. Gene Ontology annotation, biological process: intracellular sphingolipid homeostasis; ceramide metabolic process; negative regulation of ceramide biosynthetic process.